Stylonychia lemnae is the source of this 2115-nucleotide messenger RNA. The record is from the annotation of a GenBank genome assembly. Lineage: Eukaryota; Ciliophora; Spirotrichea; Sporadotrichida; Oxytrichidae.
AUGGAAGAUCAAUAUGAACUAGAAAUCGAUAAGCAGCUUAGGAAUCUCCCAGAUUUAGAUGAUAAAUUUACAUAGAGACUGAAGCGUAAAUUAAAAUUUAAGAAGAAUGAGAAAGUACUGUCGAGUCCUAGGUCUCAAGAAUAUCUGAGUUUCGAUGAGUCAGUAAGUAUUCAAAGUUAAGAUAUUUAGGAAGAUAUUGAGAGAAAUUCUAUGGAUGAAUGGAAUCAGCAGCAGAUCAGCAAAAAUGAUAUUAAACAGAAUUAACCAUAGAAAGAGGAAAUGGAAAAAAUGGAUAUAGAUGAUGUACUAGAAAUCAUACUAAAAAAGAUUGCUCCAUAAAUGAUAAGCUAACUAAUAAUGAACAAGCUUGUUAUUAAUGUUAACAGCUUUAUCCCUAACAAUAAAUAAAUAAUGUCAAUUAAUCGAGGACUCUAUAAAAGUAAGCGGCAUAAACCAACUUCGAUGAAAAAUGAUAGAUUGACUUAAAACUUGAGAGUUGAUAUCGCAAUUGAAAAAUCAAAAUCAAGAAUGAAUAUAGCAAGUAGAACACAUUAAAAUAUAAGCACAAAUACCAUAAUAUCACCUGCUCUUAAGAGACGAAAUUAAGAUAGUAAUUCUAAAAAAGAUAAAUUUUCUCCACCUCCUCAAGAAGGAAUUUCCUCUAGGAAAAAUAGUACUAUAAAAUAGCAUGAGCUUGACGAAAGUUCUAAUAAACAACCAGGGAUUGCAAAUCCAUUUAUCAGAAAAUUCAAGACUCAAAGAGAAAAGUAAAAUCAAAAAUACAGGGAAAACGGGGAUAGUAGUAGUAAUUCACCACCGAGAGUUUAAGUGGUGAAGGGAAGCAAUAGUAUGAAUGAAGUUGAAAGCGAUGAUUUAGCAGACAGUGAAAGAGAGGAUAAUGAUUCAAUGACUAAUGAUACUAUGAUACUUAAGAAGAGUAAAAAAUAAAGAUAGUACAAUUUUCUACGCCAGCAUCAUAACUAUUAGAAAAUAAAGCAACAGCAUAAUGAUGGUGUGUCUAAUUCCAAUGCUGAAACUUCGAAUCAAUUUAAAUUUUCAGUUUCAUCUGUUGAUGACCAGAGAUUUUCUAAAUUUGGAAGAUCGACAAAUACCAAUCAUGACCAGAUGAGCUAAUCAAGAAUGAACUAUUAAGUCUCAAUGUAGAACAUGGGAUCAAGCUUAAAAGUCCCUGGAGUUAAUUAAAGACAAAUUCCUUUGAUGAAAUCUCAGUUUAACAAACAAAGAGACUCCAUUGAGGAAGGAAAUGAGGACUAAUUUUUCAUUACAGGCUAUAUUGAUUAAUCUGAUAUAAAGGUUGAAAAUACUAAUACUAAGGAGAUGAGCAAAACUAUGAAACUAAUAAGAACAAGUUUUGGUCAAACCACAAAAUAUCCAAAAUUUAUCAAAAUUCUGAAUAAAAGGGAGUCAUCAGUUAUAAGAAAGCAAAGAGAUAAUAUUUUCCGAGCAUCAUUAAGAGAUACAGACGUCUAGCUUAAACGAUAAUAUCUUAAGACUAGAGGAAAUUUCAUUAGACCGAGAAAAAAUUUAUCAGAGAUUAAACCUGAACUAAACACUUCUAAAUUUUCAAUUAACAACGGUCAAGAUGCAAACAAGAAUUUACUACAUAAAAUUAUGGAUUCAGAGAGACUUUAAAAGUCAUAUGAGUUUAAUCAUAGAAAAUACAAUCAAGAAAAGAUAAAAGACAUUCAUAAUAAAUGGAAUAACAUGAUGCAAUAUAAAGACCGAAAGAAAGAUAUCUUCAUGAAAAAGAGUGAAGUCUAAUGCAGCUUUGAAUAAGUCAGGAGCCCUGAAGAGUAAAGAAUUUCCAUUCAAUAAAAAAAUCUUGCCAGACUAUAAAAAUUAGAGGAGAUCAAAGAUAUGUUAAUAGUGUAAAGUAAUAGUUUAAACAAUACUGCUUCAUCUUAAUAUCAAGCAAAUCAAUUUUUAAUGACUAAAUCUAAUCAAUAUCAAGGAUAAUCUACUAAUUAUGCCUCGAUUAGAACUUCAAGAGAUUUUAAAAAGACAGCAAGAAUUGUAUAUAAAAUUGACAAUAGAAGUGUCAAAUUAGACAGAAUUUUAGCCUUAAAAGGCUUGUCCUAACAUAAAAACUAAUGA